Purpureocillium lilacinum is the source of this 2439-nucleotide messenger RNA. RefSeq names its product processing alpha glucosidase I. Lineage: Eukaryota; Fungi; Ascomycota; Sordariomycetes; Hypocreales; Ophiocordycipitaceae. Gene Ontology annotation, cellular component: endoplasmic reticulum membrane. Gene Ontology annotation, molecular function: Glc3Man9GlcNAc2 oligosaccharide glucosidase activity. Gene Ontology annotation, biological process: oligosaccharide metabolic process; protein N-linked glycosylation. The record is from RefSeq and is a predicted model, not a curated record.
AUGGCCAGACUCAGCCAAUUGAUCGCUGCGGCCGCUGCCCUGACGGCCGGGGCGGCUGCCGCGGGGGACGACGCCGUGCUGAGCAGCGAGGUUGGCCGCCUGAACAACCAGAGCCUGCUAUGGGGCCCGUACAAGCCGAAUCUGUACUUUGGCGUCCGUCCGAGGCUCCCCGAAGGACUGUGGUCGACGCUCAUGUGGAGUCGCAUGGAAGGGUACGAGGACGUUAGGAACGGCUUCCGACUCACCUGCGAGCAAGGCGAGGAGAUGCGCGGCUACGGCUGGGACGAGUACGAUGCGAGAAGCGGCGGCGUCCAGACGAUCCACGACGAGGGCAACAAGCUCGACCUGACAACGUCCUUUGUCAAGGUCCCGGGCGGCAACCACGGCGGCAGCUGGGCCGUCCGGAUCAAGGGCGCGCUGCGGGACGGCGCGCCUAAGGACCAGAAGACGACGGUCUACUACUACUUUGCGCAGGACGGCGAGGGCGACCUGCACGUCGAGGGCGCGGGCACCGAGUUUGGCUUCGAAGGUGACGUGACCCUCAAGGGCAGCUCCAAGUCCCUCGGCGACUACUCGAUUGUCGUGACCAAGGGCAAGGGCAAGCACCCGACCGUCGACCACGACCUGUCGACGAAACGGCACGGUGACACAACAGUCGUUGGGAGCCUGCAAUACGCGGAUAACCUGCUGUGGCAGGCCAAGCCCAUCCUCUUCCAACAGCUUCAAAAGGCUGCUCAAUACGUCCAGGAGACCUAUGGCGACGCAGCUGCCCCGCCGCCGUGGCAGGUAUACCGAGUCGACCACAACCCCGGCCAGGGCAACGUGCAUAUCGUCCAGAAGACGUUUGAGGGUCCCUUUGAGUUUGACGUCAUCUUCUCCUCGAGGUCUGCGGGCAAGGCAAUGACAUCGGAGGGCCUCACUCGCGAGAUCAAGAGGACCUCGGAGUCGUUCUCAGAACGAUUCGCCAAGGUCUUUAACCUCAAGGCUCCGUUCAAAGCGGACAAGUACAAGGCGCUGGGCAAGAGCAUGUUUUCGAACCUGCUUGGCGGCGUGGGCUACUUUUACGGCGAGCAAGUCAUCGACCGCUCGUACGCGCCCGAGUACGACGAGGAUAAUGAGAACUUUUGGGUUGACGCCGCAGAGGCCAGGGCACGGGGUGCACAGAAGAUGGAGGGUCCGUAUGAGCUCUUUACCAGUAUCCCAUCGCGGCCCUUCUUCCCGCGUGGUUUCCUUUGGGACGAGGGCUUCCACCUUGUGCCCAUUGCGGACUGGGACAUGGACCUGACUCUCGAGAUUAUCAAGAGCUGGUACAAGACCAUGGACGACGACGGCUGGAUCCCCCGAGAGCAGAUUCUGGGGGCCGAGGCGCGCAGCAAGGUGCCCGAAGAGUUUCAGGUGCAGUAUCCACACUACGCCAACCCGCCGACGCUGUUCCUGGUCAUCGAGGGUUUCAUGGAGCGCCUGCGCAAGGCCAACGGCACCCAGCGGGCGGAAAAGGAGACACUGUCGCAAGACGAGGCUCUCUACCGGGCUCACUUGGACAACGUGGAACUCGGAGAGGAGUAUCUGCGGAACCUCUACCCCCUCCUGCGACGGCAGUACGACUGGUUCCGAAAGACGCAAAAGGGCGACAUCAAGUCGUACGACAGGGAGGCGUUCUCGACGAAGGAAGCCUACCGGUGGCGUGGCCGGACGGAGACGCACUGCCUCACGAGCGGCCUGGAUGACUACCCCCGACCGCAGCCGCCGCACCCGGGCGAGCUGCACGUGGACCUCAUGUCGUGGGUCGGGCUCAUGACCAAGUCUCUCCUGAACAUUGCGGACGCGCUCGGCAUGGCCGAGGAGGUGGCAGAGCUCGGAAAGAACCUCGAGGCGAUUGAGCGCAACCUGCAGGACCUGCACUGGUCGGAGAAGGAGGGAUGCUUCUGCGACGCGACGAUUGACGAGUUUGAGGAGCACAAGCUGGUCUGCCACAAGGGAUACGUUUCAUUGUUUCCGUUCCUGGUAGGGCUGCUCAAGCCGGAUGACCCGAAGCUGGGCAAGACGCUGGAGCUGCUGGGCGAUGAGAGCCAUCUCUUUAGCGCGCACGGCAUCCGCAGCCUGAGCCAACAGGACGAGGGGUAUGGCACUGGCGAGAACUACUGGCGCAGCCCGGUGUGGAUGCCGAUGAACUACAUGGCGGUGACGCAACUCUACAACAUUGCCACGCAAAAGGGCCCCUUCCAGAACAGGGCGAAAGACCUGUACACGAGGCUGCGGCGGAACCUGGUGGAGACGGUGUACAAGAGCUGGGCGGAGACGGGGUUCGCGUGGGAGCAGUACAACCCGGAGACGGGGGCGGGCCAACGGACGCAGCACUUUACGGGAUGGACGAGCCUGGUGGUGAAGCUGAUGUCGAUGGAGGACCUAUCCGGCGGCCACGGACGGGACGAGCUAUGA